CGGGGCCACGAGGCCAGCAGCGAGGAAGAGACCACGUUGCGCUGCUCUCCACGUUGGGAGGCGAGUAUUUCAACCUCUUCAGUGGCGCGCACCAGAGAGCGAGCAGGAACGGGCUGUCCCACGGACGAGGCGCGCGUCCGUGGUGGGGUGUCAGCCGUGGCUUAUCUGGCGACUUUAUGUAUAUUACGAUACCCCAGGCAGGAACACGAGCAGUUCACUGCUGGCUAACCGGUCGGAGAAGUCGGCGGCGGAGCCGAGUCAUCCAGAGCGGCGCGCCUCGUCGAGAGUGAGUGAGAAAAAAAGAGAGAGAGAGAGAGAGAGAGAGAACCGUGGACGAGAAAAACGUGUUCGAUACGACUGAACGAGAAAGAGAGACAGCGAGGAAGAGCGGGAGGAAAGAGACGACGUUUCCUUUUCCUUCAGCGUUUCUCUUUCUCGCCGGCAGCCGCUCGUCACAACUGUACGACGCGACAACAGCGUGCGGCCCUUAAACUCCCGUCACGUCAGAACCGCAUCGGUGGCAACGUGAGGAUCGUGUGCGGCAAGAUUUCCGUCGUGGUGCGUGCUCUUCGUCGGCCGAACGCUUCGGCAAGCUGAUCGAACGGAUACUCUCGACGCUGCCUACUGAUCGCUUCGAUCCAGGAUGAUCGUGCUCGCGUGGUCCCUCUUCGUCAUCACGCUGCUCCUCGUGACGGGCAACCAGGCCUUCCUCAACGCGCCCAUACCAGCUCACACGGUAACUAGCUACAACAUCGGAGUUGAUCGACGAAUGGAGGACAAUAAAGUGACGCACGGCGUGAACGACAAUCGCCACUCGAUCAUCUCGAAAUUCGCCGCCGUCGCCGCCGCCGACGACGACGACGACGAUGACGACGAUGACGACGACGAGGAGGCGGUCUACGUGAUCGAGUACAACGAGGAGAACCGCAAGAACGGAUUGGAGAAAGGAAGAAACCCAGAUGGUUCCUACUUUGUUAUAGUCAAGAGCGACCCGCAGAACCCGUUAGACCCGUGGUCGAUAGUCUGGUACAUCGGCUCGUUCGGCGGCCUGGUGGCGUUCUUCCUCAUCGUCAGCUGCUCCGAGUGGUGCUGCCGACGGGCCGCGCGACCCCUCACGAUACCGUACGCGCAGCCCGCCGAGGUGAGCUCGCGCGGGGUCGCGGAGAGCCCGCCGCCGCCUUAUCACCUGUUCGCGCCGCCACCGUACGACUCCGUCAACUACGCCGACAUCGUGAACAAGACGUCCGGCGAGAAGCUCGACAUCUACGUGAUCUCGGUGCCGACGCACCGGCCGGUGGUGCAGGCGCCAGCGUAGAGCUGCUCCUGCUCCGACCCGCUCAGCGAGAAUCAUCGGAUCCGCGGACGCAAGCCGAGCCGCAAGCGAUGCUCAACAAACUCGGUUUGACAACCGGAAAAUAAGUACAGCGCUACUCGAGAAAUGUACGGCGGCGCAAAUGCUCGUCCGUUGCUCGCACGACAUUAUCGAAGAGGCAACUGCGAGCUAUCACCUCGCGGGAUAUCAUACUUGGCGCCCGAGAUAACUCAGGCUACAGGCGAUUCCUCGAAACAUUGUAUCAUUUCGGAUUACGCGUGAGUCAUUAUUCGUAUUCUCACGAAGGGAGAAUGAGAUAGAGGAAGGGAGAGCGAGAAGGAGACGUCCUUAAGUGCCCGAUUCGCGGCGGAGUAAUCGCAGACGUCGGUUCUGCGUCCACGAAGAAGUGAUGACGAGAGAAGAACUCGUGAGAAGAACGUGUCAAUGGAAGGUAGCUUCUCGAUACGCGAAAAUAGGGAACUGCUUUUGUAUCUAUCACCCCGGAAAGAUGAUAAUCUUCUGUGCGAUUGUGUUCACGGAAUGAUUAUUGCCGAUGUUCCGUUUGGACUUUGUGGCAAAGUCGGAAGACGACUGACGACGUCAGAGAAAUCUGUGUCAACGUCUGUGUGGGGAUGUCGAUCGAAACGACAAUGACACGUCGAGUAUUCGUACCGAAUACUCAAAUGUACGCGUGUCGUGUAUAUGUAUGUGUGUGUGUAUUCUGCGGGAUAAUUUAUGAGAGGUUGAUACGCGAAAGUGGAGCGGUUUUAUAAUCGCAGACAAGUCCGCGAGUUUCUGGAGCCGACUUGGAUCUAGCAAGGACUCGGAGAAGGGCCCAUUGUGCCGAUUGUAGAGAGCAAUAAUUAACUCGAUCGGACCACGCGAAAUGGCGAACCAAUUCGACUGGCACAAUCGACGCGGAAGCUUUGUAACUCGUAAUCCUAGGAUCACGUUCAAACUGUCUCGCCUGCCGCACCGCGAGGACAUGUUCUUAGAUUUCACUCUGGAAAUAUAUCCCAAGAACGGAUGUCUCGCACGCUGAUGAUAUAUUUCGUUAAACGGAAUAUCGAAAUGACAAGGAUGUGCGCAAGGAUGUACGGCGAAUAUUUAACAAGUACGUCGGAUAAAUAAUUUGGCUGAUCACUGCCACGCGAGACGAGACAGCAGAGACCCGCGCAUCGAUUUCCGAGUUUAUAUCGCAAUUGAAAAAAAUAAUAAUUCAUACACACAUGGCGAGUCAGAUUUUGUCUCUAUUCAAUCGAUCUCUCUGCGCGCGCGCGACAACUUCGAGAGAUCGUCAUUCAAUCGUUCAAACAGAAAUCGUCCUCAACGUCAUCCUACGAUCGUCGGGCGAAGUGUAUAGUAUUACGAGCCAACUGUGAGAAUCUUUCGAGAAUUAUACGCGAUACCAUCGCAUGCGAUUGGCCCUAUUCGCCUACCGACUCUCUGUCAAUUAAGGACGAUUAGCGUAGAUUAUAAAUCGACUGUCGCGAGGAGUGGUCUCCCCGCGAACGAGGUCGCGUAAAAGUAAUUUAAGAUAAUGGCGCGAGCGUGUUUGCGCGCGCGCGCGCGCGCAUGCGCACCGCGAGACAAAUAGCGCACUCGCGCGCGAUAAUAGAGACGGGCACCGACGCGAUAUAGAGCUUGCGGCGACCAAUUGCGCGCUAAUUAGCGGAGCGCAAUUCUGCGAGCGUAAUCACAGCCGGAGCCUUCGCGCGAUCUCUCAUAGCCGGAGCGAGCGGAGAGAUUCGUCUCUGACGCAAGUGAAUUUCGAUAGCACGCAACACGUUGACGAAAAGCAUCGGUCGAUAUUGCGAUUCGACGGUUCAUCGUCGAAAUAAUCUGCUAAAACGUACGGUACUAUUCCUCGGCACCGUGAGCGAGAAACACCCGAGCGAAAAUAUAGACGAGUAAACAAUAAUAAUUCUAUUUUGCCCAAUGAUACUCUGAUCUUGAUAAGAGUGAACUUGUGGAACGAAAAAUAGAGAGAAUGAGAGGGGGAGGCAGGAGAGAUACUUUAAGUUUCUACGUCAUCUUGCGGAGAAUAUUUAACGGCAACUGCAGCUUUGUUAACGUUUUACAUUCUCUGUCACCGAGUCACAGUGUGUUUGACUCGUUUGUAUUAUACUUUACAUUCGUAAUGAUAAUAUAAGAAGCCUAAUUAACAGAGCUCCGUUGUCGAGAGUGCGCAUCACGAUCGAUUCGUUGUCCCUAAGAUUCACAAAAUGACGACGCUGUCGCUAUUUAUUUUUUAUACUUUUAUACACACAAUUUAUAUACGUACUCGAGCGCGUCUCUACGUUAUCAAUAAAAUUUCUUUUCACACAUGAA
Messenger RNA from Harpegnathos saltator (Jerdon's jumping ant), 3643 nucleotides. RefSeq lists its product as uncharacterized. The transcript has 3 exons. The coding region runs from base 644 to 1315 and encodes 223 amino acids. Lineage: Eukaryota; Metazoa; Arthropoda; Insecta; Hymenoptera; Formicidae. The record is from RefSeq and is a predicted model, not a curated record.